UUAGGGCAGUGCCAGUUUCGACUGAAAACGACUUCCUUACUUCACUGACAUUUAUAGAUAAGAGAAAGCACUUUGAUAGCUGUAUUAAUUUUAAAUAUUAAAUAAGUUCUUUAUUUUACUUUCGAGUGUGAGGCUACUUUUCACACGGGGACGAAAAUCGUUGCUAAGCGGCGGCUUAUCCGGAGUUUCGGUUGGGUUCUGUAAAAGCGCUAAUUUUACUGACUAAAGUUUUCCACAAGUGGAAAAGUGGUUGUUUGUUCACCACUCGAACAGUUUGUGGUUGUUUACAGACCGGAAAGCUACCAGAGACGACGCCAUGGUGCUAAAAUCAGAGGACGGUGUGGUGCCAGACGACCUCACGCCUGAAGAGCAGCAGGAGCUGGAGAACAUCCGGCGGCGCAAGCAGGAGCUGCUGGACGACAUACAGCGUUUGAAGGAUGAGAUAGCCGAGGUUACCAGUGAGAUUGAGAACCUGGGCUCCACUGAGGAGAGGAAAAACAUGCAGAGGAAUAAGCAAGUGGCCAUGGGCCGCAAGAAGUUCAACAUGGACCCUAAAAAGGGGAUCCAAUUCUUGAUUGAAAAUGACCUUCUGAAAAACACCAGUGAUGACAUCGCUCAGUUCCUCUACAAGGGUGAAGGCCUGAACAAGACAGCUAUAGGAGACUACCUCGGAGAGAGAGAUGACUUCAACAUCCAGGUGCUGCACGCUUUUGUGGAGCUGCACGAGUUCACAGAUCUGAACCUGGUUCAAGCGCUCAGACAAUUUCUAUGGAGUUUUAGACUGCCAGGUGAGGCGCAGAAGAUCGAUAGGAUGAUGGAGGCCUUUGCCCAACGCUAUUGCCAGUGCAACCCAGGAGUCUUCCAGUCCACUGACACAUGCUACAUCCUGUCCUUCGCCAUCAUCAUGUUAAACACCAGCCUUCACAACCCCAAUGUUAAGGACAAACCCGCAGUGGAGCGCUUUAUCUCCAUGAACAGAGGCAUCAACGACGGUGGAGACUUACCCGAGGAGCUGCUACGGAACCUGUAUGAAAGCAUUAAAAAUGAGCCAUUUAAAAUCCCAGAGGAUGAUGGCAAUGACCUCACGCACACUUUCUUUAAUCCUGACCGGGAGGGCUGGCUGCUGAAACUGGGUGGACGUGUCAAAACCUGGAAGCGACGGUGGUUUAUCCUUACAGACAACUGCCUUUACUACUUUGAAUACACCACUGACAAAGAACCCAGAGGAAUUAUUCCACUGGAAAAUCUAAGCAUCCGUGAAGUGGAGGACAAGAAGCCAAACUGCUUCGAGCUCUUCAUACCAGACAAUAAGGAUCAAGUGAUUAAGGCGUGUAAGACUGAGGCAGAUGGACGGGUGGUGGAGGGAAAUCACAUGUUCUAUCGCAUCUCUGCUCCCACCACUGAAGAGAAGGACGAGUGGAUGAACAGCAUCAAGGCUGCAAUCAGCAGGGAUCCAUUCUACGAGAUGCUGGCUGCUAGGAAGAAGAAGGUCUCUUCUAUGAAAAGGCACUAAAUCUGCUUAGGCCUGUGUGAGUGCUCUAUAGACGAACGAGGACUUGAGACGUGGAGCGAGGAUGAGGCUGGUCUCCUUCCCCCUGCUCACCACCUUAAAUUAGAAAAUAAGAAACAUAAUUAUUUGUUUUUGUUUGUUUGCUCGUUUCUUUUUGUGAGACAGAAGGCUUUGAGGACAAGGUUGGACUUAAAAAGCCUGGACUGUUGUCCACAUUGACUCUUAUUCCUCUUUAAAUGUCCUUGUUUUCACCUCAAAUGUGUGUGCGUGUGUAGAGAGUAUUCCUUCUCAAAAAUCUACUAAGAACCCUCUUCUUUUAUUUUUAGCUCCUGUUUUCUGUGUCUUAAAUAACACGCACACACACAUUCUCAAUCAGCAGGUCUGACAGAAUGUAAAUAACCAAAAGAAAGAGAAAAGAAGUGACUGGACUUUAUGGUGUGUGUUGAUGUACAGGCAAUAAGCAUAUUUUUUACAUUUUUACACUGUAUAUUCUGUUCUUGGUAAUUUUCUAAAGUAUAUUGUGAAGUUAAAUGUAUAAAAAUCAAAGUCUGUUUUUAGUGUUUGGUGCACAGAACGUAAAAUAAAAGGUCAGAUUUGCUCAUCUGUACACUGGC
Messenger RNA from Trichomycterus rosablanca, 2124 nucleotides. RefSeq names its product cytohesin 1a (gene cyth1a). The transcript is spliced from 13 exons. Lineage: Eukaryota; Metazoa; Chordata; Actinopteri; Siluriformes; Trichomycteridae. Bases 317 to 1513 code for a protein of 398 amino acids. The record is from RefSeq and is a predicted model, not a curated record. Gene Ontology annotation, molecular function: guanyl-nucleotide exchange factor activity. Gene Ontology annotation, biological process: regulation of ARF protein signal transduction.